CUGAGAGAAAAGAGACGCAGCGACAGGGCGGCGCGGCCCGUGCACUGGGGCUUAUACUGGGAGGGACGCGGUCCACGGCUGGCUAGCUGGGUUCACGGAGACAACAAAGCCGGCCGGGAUUCUGGGACCGGAGACUGGAAACCAGACCAUCACAAUGACGGCUGAAGAGACCGUGAAUGUCAAAGAAGUGGAAAUUACAAAGUUGAUUUUGGAUUUCCUCAAUGCCAAGAAGCUGCACAUCAGCAUGCUGGCCCUGGAGAAGGAGAGCGGGGUGAUAAACGGGCUCUUUUCUGAUGACAUGCUUUUUCUCAGGCAGUUGGUCCUUGAUGGUCAGUGGGAUGAAGUCCUUCAGUUUAUCCAACCGCUUGAGUGUAUGGACAAAUUUGACCGAAAAAGGUUCCGGUACAUAAUUCUAAAGCAGAAGUUUUUGGAAGCGCUGUGUGUGAACAAUGCAAUGUCAGCAGAAGAGGAGCCCCAGCACCUGGAAUUUACAAUGCAAGAAGCUGUGAAGUGUCUCCAUGCCCUCGAAGAGUACUGCUCCUCUAAGGAUGACUACAGCAAGUUGUGUCUUCUGCUCACCCUUCCAAGGCUCACCAACCACACAGAGUUUAAGGACUGGAAUCCAAGCACGGCCCGAGUGCACUGCUUCGACGAGGCCUGUGCAAUGGUAGCAGAGUUCAUCCCUGCUGAUAGGAAACUAAGUGAGGCAGGUUUUAAGGCCAGUAAUAACCGCUUGUUUCAGCUCGUCAUGAAGGGCCUGCUGUAUGAGUGUUGUGUGGAGUUCUGCCAGAGUAAGGCCACUGGAGAGGAGAUCACAGAAAGCGAGGUCCUACUUGGAAUUGACCUUCUUUGUGGUAAUGGAUGUGAUGAUCUUGACUUAAGUCUCUUAUCAUGGCUUCAGAAUUUGCCUCCUAGUGUGUUUUCUUGUGCCUUUGAACAGAAGACACUGAAUAUUCAUGUUGACAAACUUAUGAAGCCCAGUAAAGCUGGCUAUGCAGACCUUCUCACCCCACUCAUCAGCAAACUAUCUCCCUACCCUUCCUCUCCGAUGAGGAGGCCACAGUCUGCAGACGCAUACAUGUCUCGCUCGUUGAACCCGGCCUUGGAUGGUCUUACGUGUGGGCUGAGUGGUCAUGAUAAAAGAACAGUUGAGCCUGGAAGUAAAACUUCACCAAUGUCUCAUUCAUUUGCUAACUUCCAUUACCCUGGAGUGCAGAACCUCAGUCGCAGCCUAAUGUUGGAGAGCUCAGACUGUCACAGUAUCUAUGAAGAGUCUUCUGAAAGCAGAAGUGAUACUCCUCAGGAGAAAGACAUUCCCGGCAGUAGUGAGACCUUGUGCCAAAACAUCAGCCCCGAGAACAAUCUCCAAACAGCAGCAUCGUGUGACGGGCCAGAACAACCAGAGAGAAAUGAGCUGCGGGACUCUACAGAGCAGUUUGAAGAAUAUUACCGCCAGAAGAUGCGUUACCAGCAGCACCUGGAACAAAAGGAGCAGCAAAGGCAGCUCUAUCAGCAAAUGCUGGUUGAGGGGGGAGUCAACCAAACGGAGUCUGAACAUCCCCAAAAUCUCACUGAACAGUUUCUUAACAGGUCUAUCAGAAAGCUUGGUGAGCUGAAUGUCGGGAUGGAGCCUCUUAGUGAAGAGAUUCAGACAAAGAGCAAUCCACACAAUGGGCCCAGAGACAGCAGCUCAUCUGCCACCAAUGGACCUUCUCCUAUAGUAACCACUUCUCUAGGAAAUCAGCAGCCUGAUGGACAGAACAUAAAUUCAAGCACUCCUAGGAAGCUAGGAGCCUCUACCCAUAUACCUUUCCCAGAAGAGUCACCAGUGUUCGGAAGUUCAGGUGAAACACAGAACCUUGAAGAACCCCUAACUGCUAGUGCAAGGAAAAGUUCAGAGCCAGAUGGAAAAUCAAAGCAGCAGUUUAUCUGUCUGACAACCCUGGAGGAUACUCAAGCAGUCAGAGCUGUGGCUUUUCACCCCAGUGGGUCACUUUAUGCUGUUGGAUCAAAUUCCAAGACUCUCAGAGUUUGCGCUUACCCAGACUCCUUGGAUACUACCAGCACCCCAAGCAGCCCCAUACAGCCAAUGGUUCGAUUUAAGAGGAACAAACACCACAAAGGGUCCAUUUACUGUGUGGCCUGGAGCCCAUGCGGGCAGCUGCUAGCUACUGGAUCUAAUGACAAGUAUGUGAAGGUGCUGCCUUUUAAUGCUGAAACAUGUAAUGCAACAGGGCCAGAUUUGGAAUUCAGCAUGCAUGAUGGGACGAUCAGAGACUUGGCUUUUAUGGAAGGGCCAGAAAGCGGUGGUGCAAUAUUAAUCAGUGCAGGAGCAGGCGACUGUAAUAUCUACACUACAGACUGCCAGCGGGGGCAGGGACUUCAUGCAUUAAGCGGGCACACCGGGCAUAUCUUGGCUCUUUACACUUGGAGCGGUUGGAUGAUUGCAUCAGGAUCUCAAGAUAAGACUGUCAGAUUUUGGGAUCUGCGGGUUCCCAGCUGUGUUCGAGUGAUUGGAACUACUUUCCAUGGAACAGGCAGUGCAGUGGCCUCAGUGGCAGUGGAUCCUAGUGGAAGGCUGCUUGCCACAGGCCAGGAGGAUUCUAGUUGUAUGCUGUAUGACAUCAGAGGAGGUCGAAUGGUACAGAGUUAUCACCCACACACCAGUGAUGUGCGGUCUGUCCGAUUCUCCCCGGGAGCACACUACCUGCUCACUGGUUCUUAUGACAUGAAGGUUAAAGUCACAGAUCUACAAGGUGAUCUUACAAAACCUCUUCCAAUCAUUGACGUUGGUGAGCACAAGGACAAGGUGAUCCAGUGCCGGUGGCAUACACAAGAUCUCUCCUUCUUGUCAUCAUCUGCUGACAGAACUGUAUCCCUGUGGGCUUACAAUGCUUAACCAGAGACUUCACAAGUUAGGUCGACUUUCACUAGGAGGCUGAUUUGACUUUUCCGAUCUGGCCUCCAUUAUCUUGGUUUUACAGCUGAACCUCUAAGCUGCCAGAGAGGUUAGUUACUGUACGACUGCAACCAAAAAUAUAGAAUAAAAUCAUAGCUACAUCAUGCUGUAGUAGUGCAGACGAAAGGCGGUAACCAGCCUCGGGUCAGUCGUAGAUAAAGAUCAUUUAAGAUAUACAUAUGUGUAUAGGAUUUUUUUCUUUUCCUGCUUUAUCAGUAUGUGAGUGGGAUUUUUUUGUUUGUAAGAGCACGCAUCUCUGCAGAACAAAAUUGCGUUCUUAGCUUACGCUAAAAUGAGCAGUAGCACUUUGAAAUGGCGAACACAGCAGGACAGUUUGACCACUCAAGUCUGUGGACACUUUUAUUUGACAACUGCACCUUAAUAUACACAUGACUACCCAAGAGAUCGGUGUAAGUAAUAGCAGAAUGUGGCAAUAUGAUCUGGAAUUCAUUAAAUUAAAGGGGUUGUCUUGGGGGGGGGGGGGUCCAUUUUUUUAAAGGGCCAGAAUAGGUUUAAAAUAAAUAUUAGUGACCUCCCCGAUUCGCUGUUUUCCCGCUGUUGCUUCUGUCCCUGACUCUCUACUUCCUGGUCCUGGCAGAGGUUGGUCACUGCUGUGGGUGGUGACUGGUAGUAGGGAGCAGCGUCAGAACAUCAGCAGGGGACCAGUGAA
Messenger RNA from Bufo bufo (common toad), 3629 nucleotides. It is a transcript of the gene WDR47, whose product is annotated as WD repeat domain 47. The record is from RefSeq and is a predicted model, not a curated record. The coding region runs from base 155 to 2899 and encodes 914 amino acids. The transcript is spliced from 15 exons. Gene Ontology annotation, molecular function: protein binding. Lineage: Eukaryota; Metazoa; Chordata; Amphibia; Anura; Bufonidae.